AUGCCGAAGUCAAGUGGCAUUAAUGCCCCAAUACAUAAAAUCUUUCCCACUCCACACCCAGAGCUUCUCUCACAGGAUCGACAUAGAAACCGAAGGAAAAUGGCGAGAAAAUUCCUCCCGUGGCUUCUUUUCGCUCAGUUCCUGGUGAUGUUUCUUCCUGGGUGCCAAGCCAAAAUCCCGGCCCUUAUAGUGUUCGGAGACUCGUCCGUCGAUGCCGGCAACAACAACCAGAUUCCGACCAUUGCCCGGAGCAAUUUCGAGCCUUAUGGCCGAGACUACGCCGGUGGGCCGACUGGGCGGUUCUCCAACGGUCGGAUUCCGACUGAUUUCAUCUCCAAGGCUUUUGGUCUCCGGCCGACCGUGCCGGCGUACUUGGAUCCUAAGUAUGGCAUAGCAGAUUUUGCCGUCGGCGUGACCUUCGCCUCCGCCGGUACCGGCUAUGACAAUGCAACUUCUGACGUGCUGUCUGUGAUUCCACUGUGGAAGGAACUGGAAUACUACAAGGACUACCAGAAGAAGCUGCGAGCCUAUCUCGGGAACCGGAAGGCCCGCGAGACGAUAUCUCAGGCGCUGCAUCUGAUGAGCUUGGGAACCAACGACUUCCUCGAAAACUACUACACUCUCCGGCAACGGCGAUCCCAGUACAACGUCGACCAGUACCAGGUUUUCCUCGUCGGAAUAGCCCGGGACUUCGUCAAGCAACUGUACGGUUUGGGGGCCCGGAAAGUGUCGGUCGGAGGGCUGCCGCCGAUGGGGUGCCUGCCACUGGAGAGGACCACCAAUUUCCGGGACGAAAACAGGUGCAUGCUGAGCUACAACGAGGUGUCUAUGGCGUUUAACGGCAAGUUGAAGACGAUGGUGGCGGAGUUGAACAAGGAGCUGCCAGGCGUCAAAAUCGUCUUCUCCAACCCUUAUUACAUUAUGCUGCAAAUGGUUCGCAGACCUUCUUUGUAUGGGUACGACGAGGCGGCGGUGGCUUGCUGCGCCACCGGCAUGUUCGAGAUGGGCUACGCCUGCGACCAAUUCAAUUUGCUUACGUGCAGGGACGCGAGCAAGUUCGUGUUCUGGGACGCGUUUCAUCCGACGGAGAAGACGAACGCCAUUAUCGCCGACCAUAUGAUGAAGACUGCUCUUCAUCAGUUCUUCUGAUCCUCCAAUUUUUGUCCUUUGCUUCGGAUCGUGCAUGUUAAUGGUGAUGAUCGAAAACGUUUGUUGUUUCAUGACUAUCUGCAGUGGAGGAGGAGUUUGAUGCAUGCAUGCACCUUGUUUAUGGCAUCUUGCUUGAGUAAUAUUGUUGGACGAUCGAAUAAACAAAUUAAUCUCCUGUAUGUAUAAUAUAUAUAGAUUAAUUAAUGGGUAAUAUAUAUGACGUGAAGAGUUAUUUAUGUAAGCAUAUAUAUAUAUAUAUAUAUAUAUAAGUGAUGAGUGUUUUGAUAAGUCUUUUGAUUUGUGACGCAAGGUGCAUGUACGAGAUUCAGGACUUGUUUGUUCCCAAUUCUUUACCGAAUCAAAGAAAAUAUUGAAAUCCCAA
This is a messenger RNA of Diospyros lotus (date-plum), 1531 nucleotides long. Its product is annotated as GDSL esterase/lipase At2g04570-like. The coding region runs from base 1 to 1149 and encodes 382 amino acids. The transcript is spliced from 4 exons. Lineage: Eukaryota; Viridiplantae; Streptophyta; Magnoliopsida; Ericales; Ebenaceae. Gene Ontology annotation, molecular function: hydrolase activity, acting on ester bonds. The record is from RefSeq and is a predicted model, not a curated record.